AUGGCCAGAAGAGGUAAGAAGCCGGUGGUGCGGACGCUGGAGGAUCUAACGCUGGACUCGGGUUAUGGUGGCGCGGCGGACUCAGUCCGCUCCUCCAACUUGUCCCUGUGCUGUUCCGACUCGCACCCGGCGUCCCCGUAUGGCGGGAGCUGCUGGCCGCCUCUAACUGACUCCAUGCACAGCCGGCACAACAGCUUUGACACUGUCAACACUGCCCUGGUGGAAGACUCCGAGGGGCUGGACUGUGCCGGCCAGCACUGCUCGCGGCUGCUGCCGGACCUCGACGAGGUCCCCUGGACCCUCCAGGAGCUGGAGGCGUUGCUCCUCCGCUCACGGGAUCCCCGGGCAGGCCCGGUGGCCCCCGGCGGCCUGCCUAAAGACGCACUGGCCAAGCUGUCGACGCUGGUGAGCCGGGCGCUGGUACGCAUCGCCAAGGAGGCACAGCGCCUGAGCCUGCGCUUCGCUAAGUGCACCAAGUAUGAGAUCCAGAGCGCCAUGGAGAUCGUGCUGUCCUGGGGCCUGGCGGCGCACUGCACGGCGGCCGCGCUGGCUGCGCUAUCCCUCUAUAACAUGAGCAGUGCCGGUGGCGACCGCCUGGGCCGCGGCAAAUCGGCGCGCUGCGGCCUCACCUUCUCUGUGGGCCGCGUGUACCGCUGGAUGGUGGAUAGCCGCGUGGCGCUGCGCAUCCACGAGCACGCAGCCAUCUACCUGACGGCCUGCAUGGAGAGCCUAUUCCGGGACAUCUACGCGCGGGUCGUGGCCUCCGGGCUGCCCAGGAGCUGCAGCGGCCCGGGCCCGGGCUCCAGCUCCGGCCCAGGCCAAGGCUCGGGCCCCGGAGCAGCCCCCGCAGCGGAUAAGGAGCGGGAGGUCCCGGGAGGGGGAGCGGCGAGCGGCGGCGCCUGCAGCGCAGCUAGCAGCGCCAGCGGGGGCAGCAGCUGUUGCGCCCCGCCGACCGUCGCUGCUGCUGCCGCCGCCGCAGCCCCACCGGCAGCCGCCUCCAACCACCACCACCACCACCACCACGCCCUCCACGAGGCGCCCAAGUUCACCGUGGAGACGCUGGAGUACACGGUCAACAACGAUUCCGAGAUCUGGGGGCUGCUGCAGCCCUACCAGCACCUCAUCUGCGGGAAGAACGCCAGCGGAGUGCUCUGUCUUCCAGACAGUCUGAACCUUCACCGGGACCCGCAGCGGACCAGCAAGCCGGGAGAGCUGCCCAUGUUUAGCCAGUCCGAGCUGAGGACCAUCGAGCAAUCCUUGCUGGCCACCCGCGUCGGCAGCAUCGCAGAGCUGAGUGACCUGGUGUCCCGAGCAAUGCAUCACCUGCAGCCCCUCAAUGCCAAGCACCAUGGCAAUGGCACUCCCCUGCACCACAAGCAGGGGGCGCUCUACUGGGAGCCCGAGGCCCUGUAUACCCUUUGCUAUUUCAUGCACUGCCCGCAGAUGGAAUGGGAAAAUCCCAACGUGGAGCCCUCCAAAGUCAACCUCCAGGUGGAAAGGCCCUUCCUCGUGCUGCCGCCGCUGAUGGAGUGGAUCCGGGUGGCCGUGGCGCACGCCGGCCACCGCCGCAGCUUCUCCAUGGACAGCGACGACGUCCGCCAGGCCGCCCGGCUGCUGCUGCCCGGCGUGGACUGCGAGCCGCGCCAGCUCAGGGCCGACGACUGCUUUUGCGCUUCUCGGAAGCUGGACGCAGUGGCCAUCGAAGCCAAGUUUAAGCAGGACCUGGGCUUCCGGAUGCUGAACUGUGGGCGGACGGACCUGGUGAAGCAGGCAGUGUCUCUUCUGGGGCCCGACGGGAUCAACACCAUGAGCGAACAGGGCAUGACCCCCCUGAUGUACGCCUGUGUCCGUGGGGACGAGGCGAUGGUUCAGAUGCUGCUGGAUGCCGGAGCUGACCUGAAUGUGGAGGUUGUCAGUACUCCUCAUAAAUAUCCAUCCGUCCACCCCGAGACCCGCCAUUGGACGGCUCUGACUUUUGCUGUGUUGCAUGGACAUAUUCCUGUAGUUCAGCUCCUCCUCGAUGCCGGGGCCAAGGUGGAGGGCUCUCUGGAGCAUGGUGAGGAGAACUACUCAGAAACGCCCCUCCAGCUCGCAGCCGCCGUAGGAAAUUUUGAACUGGUUAGUUUGCUGUUGGAGCGAGGCGCGGACCCCCUGAUAGGAACCAUGUACAGGAAUGGAAUUUCUACCACCCCCCAGGGUGAUAUGAACUCUUUCAGCCAGGCCGCAGCCCAUGGACACAGGAAUGUGUUCCGCAAACUGCUCGCUCAGCCAGAGAAGGAGAAGAGUGAUAUCCUGUCCCUGGAGGAGAUUCUGGCCGAGGGGACUGACCUGGCGGAGACAGCCCCGCCCCCCCUGUGCGCCAGCCGCAACAGCAAGGCCAAACUCAGAGCCCUGAGGGAGGCCAUGUAUCACAGCGCUGAGCAUGGCUACGUGGAUGUCACAAUUGAUAUCAGGAGCAUAGGUGUCCCGUGGACCCUGCACACGUGGCUGGAAUCUUUGCGGAUCGCCUUCCAGCAGCACCGCAGGCCCCUCAUUCAGUGCCUGCUGACGGAGUUCAAGACCAUCCAAGAGGAGGAGUACACGGAGGAGCUGGUCACCCAGGGCCUGCCCCUGAUGUUCGAGAUCUUGAAGGCCAGCAAGAACGAAGUGAUCAGCCAGCAGCUGUGUGUCAUCUUCACUCACUGCUACGGGCCGUACCCCAUCCCCAAGCUCACAGAGAUCAAACGGAAGCAGACCUCACGCCUGGAUCCUCAUUUCCUUAACAAUAAAGAAAUGUCAGAUGUCACCUUUCUGGUAGAAGGAAGACCAUUUUAUGCUCACAAAGUGCUGUUAUUUACAGCAUCUCCAAGGUUCAAAGCACUCCUCUCCAGCAAACCAACGAACGACAGCACCUGCAUAGAGAUCGGGUACGUGAAGUACCCCAUCUUUCAGCUGGUUAUGCAGUAUCUCUACUACGGUGGCCCAGAGUCGCUUCUCAUUAAAAACAACGAGAUAAUGGAGCUCCUGUCUGCCGCUAAAUUUUUCCAGCUGGAGGCUUUGCAGCGACACUGUGAGAUUAUCUGUGCAAAAAGCAUCAAUACCGACAACUGUGUGGAUAUUUACAACCAUGCCAAGUUUCUUGGAGUCACAGAGCUCUCAGCAUAUUGCGAAGGCUACUUUCUCAAAAACAUGAUGGUCCUUAUCGAAAAUGAGGCCUUCAAGCAGCUCCUAUAUGACAAAAAUGGUGAGGGCACGGGCCAGGAUGUGCUGCAGGACUUACAGAGGACGUUGGCCAUCAGGAUUCAGUCAAUCCACUUGUCAUCUUCCAAAGGCUCCGUUGUAUGA
Rangifer tarandus platyrhynchus (Svalbard reindeer) is the source of this 3324-nucleotide messenger RNA. Lineage: Eukaryota; Metazoa; Chordata; Mammalia; Artiodactyla; Cervidae. The record is from the annotation of a GenBank genome assembly.